AUGUGGAAACCAAUUACCUGUGUAGCUUGCUUCUUAGAGUUUGGAGUCUCUUCUGCUCUCGAAAAUGAAGGGAUGGCUUGUCCGCCAUUCAAUUUAACCAACUUUGAUGCACUAUCAACUUGGUCUAUGGUGUCACUAACUCUUGAAGGCCCAAUGACAUUCGAAGCACGUCGUUUCAGAUCCAAAUUUUCAUGCAUGCCUGCAACUGCGGAUUUACAAGAAGAGAAGGAUGUGGGGCUGCAUUCUGAGGCCGUAACACUUGGUUCUGGACCAACGGUGGACGUUGAAUUUGAGGUUGUGUUGGAAACUGCUGAAUUGAAGCAUACAGGUUUGGUACACCAGUCAAAACUCGAUUUUCCUGGGCGUAAGGCAGCAAAACGGACUGAAUUUUGUUCUGGGGAAGUGGGGGAAGUCCAGGAAGAGUUUGCCCACUUUGCACGAGAGGCUGAAGUGGUUGAGUAG
Striga asiatica is the source of this 462-nucleotide messenger RNA. Lineage: Eukaryota; Viridiplantae; Streptophyta; Magnoliopsida; Lamiales; Orobanchaceae. The record is from the annotation of a GenBank genome assembly.